AUGCAAAGUUAUUAUAGAUUAGCGUCUCUCGUGUCAAGAUCAACUCUUUUAAAGCCAAAAACAACCACUUCUUCACUCUGUCAGUUCAGAUCACUAACCAAAGCGACGACUGAGAGUACAAAGCAGCUUUCUAAUCGUCAAAAGUUUAAGCAGCUUCAACCAUCACCUAGACUGUAUGAGAAGCUUGAAAACUUGGGAUUUGGAGCUUUGUUAAGAACAAAGCGUUAUGCUGCAGUUUAUAAACAAAAAGAAAGGAAAAAGCAGGAAAAGGGUGAUGUUGUGCCUGAAACAAAAUACUCGCUUCCUCUAUUAUCGUUUUUUGCUGGAGCAAAAGUUCCUUCAUCUAUUCCUCCAGAGUCUCUUGAUGAAAUAGCCUUUGUUGGAAGGUCAAAUGUCGGCAAAUCGAGUUUAUUAAACAGUUUGGCAGAAACAACUAUUGUGCGUACAUCAGAUAAGCCAGGACUUACACAACAGUUGAAUUUCUUUAAUGUUGGUAAAUUAUUUCACAUGGUUGAUAUGCCAGGUUAUGGCUUUGCUUUUGCAAAUGAGGAAGAUCGAGUAAAAUGGAGGGAUCUGAUGGAAACAUAUAUUUCUACUAGAAAGACUCUUAAGCGCGUGUUUGUUGUCAUUGAUGCUAGACAUGGUUUAAAAGUCGCCGACAAAGAGUUCCUCAACAUGCUAAACAGUAAACGUGUGAAAUUCCAGAUUGUCUUGACAAAGUGUGACCUUGUCGUUUUACCAGACCUUGCAAGACGAAUUAUGGUUGUGGAAGACGAUAUAAAGCAAAUGCGUAAUGCUGUCAAGAGUGUUGUAGUUGUCAGCUCUAAAACAUCUGCAGGCAUAAAUCAGUUUAGAAAAGAGAUUUUAUUCUUGAUGAACCAUCUUAAGCCUAGGGAAUUUUAUGAAGCUAUUGAAGAAAAGAAGCUUGAAAAACAAACAAAAAAGAAAAGUGACAAACGCUAA
Molecule: messenger RNA, 963 nt
Organism: Rhizopus microsporus ATCC 52813
Lineage: Eukaryota; Fungi; Mucoromycota; Mucoromycetes; Mucorales; Rhizopodaceae
Product: P-loop containing nucleoside triphosphate hydrolase protein
Exons: 5
Coding region: 1-963 (320 amino acids)
Molecular function (GO): GTP binding
Source: RefSeq, a predicted model, not a curated record